Hansenula anomala is the source of this 1497-nucleotide messenger RNA. RefSeq lists its product as uncharacterized. Bases 1 to 1497 code for a protein of 498 amino acids. The record is from RefSeq and is a predicted model, not a curated record. The transcript has a single exon. Lineage: Eukaryota; Fungi; Ascomycota; Saccharomycetes; Phaffomycetales; Wickerhamomycetaceae.
AUGAGUCCAAGAAACAGUACAAACACAGAUGAUCAAGCAACGUCAACAGGAUAUUCAACAAGGGAAGAGAGAACAACUUAUGAUGAAGAAACACAAGAGUCAAGAGCUCAACAAGCUCCAUUAUCUGAAGAAGUUGAUCCUGAAUUAGAAGCUUUUUUCAAAAAAUAUGGAGAGAUUAAUAUAAGUUAUAUUGAACCACCACCUCAUUCACCAUGGUUUACAAGACCUUAUGCAUUGAAUUAUUUCCAUAAGGGAACUUUAUAUCGAACUAGACAUGAGAGAACAUCUGGUAAAUUGGAAUUGUUUUUAGAUUUAGUUUAUGUUGGGAUUGCUGCAAACUUGGCUUCUAAUGCUGUUAGUGGUGCUGAUGGUGUUUCAUUCUUGAAAUUUUUGUUGGUUUUCAUACCACCAUGGACUAUAUGGAGUGAUUUAAAAGAUUUUAUGAAUUAUUACUUCAAUGAUGAUAUUAUCCAGCGUGGUUAUGUUCUUUGGAUAUUGGCAUUGCUGAUUACAUAUGAUAACAAUUGUGAAUUUGUUGAUGAUUUGGAAGAUAAUACUGCAAUUUUGACUUGUGUUGUUACUUAUUUUUUGGCAAGAGUUACACUAAGUGGAUUGUUAUGGUUUUAUUCUUUAUAUAUUCAUGAACAUAGAACACAGAUGAGGCUAUAUGGGACGUCAUUGGUCAUUACAAGCUCUUGUUGGUUUUUCAUCUUGUUGAUCAAGACAAAUUGGGGGAGAUGUAUCUUUGCAGCUUUGAUGUUUAUUUUAGAACAGACUAUAUUUUGUUUGAGUGUUCAUCCAUGGACCAAGAAGAAACUAGGAUUGGAGUAUUCAACAGCUUUAAACAUUGAGCAUGAAGAUGAAAGAUUUCAAGGUUUUGUUAUUAUUGCAAUUGGUGAAUUUUUAUACAGCUUAGUUGCUGAUAGUCCAUUAAAAUUUGGGUGGAACGGUAAAUUAGCUAAAGGGUUCGCAUUGUUGAUUGAUGCAUUCAUCUUCUUAGGGAUUUAUCUACACAAGGAUGGUUGCUUAAAAGCUACCCAUGCUCUAAGAAGAAGUGCUUUCACCGCUAUCUUAUAUAUCUAUUUACACUUCCCCUUGAUUGCGAGUUUAUUAAUUGUUGGUGACGCUGGUGUCGAUUUAUCCAAGAUAAAGAAUGAUUAUAUCGAGGGAGAGGAAGAAUUGGGUGUCUUGUUCUUUUUCCAUACUGGUAUUUUGGUUGCAUUAGUUUCAUUAACUUGUUUAGCCUCAUUGGAUCAAGAUAGAGAUGACCAUUCAGACCAUUACGUUCCAAGAUUUGGAAGAAUCUCACUUAGAAUUCCAAUUGGGAUUUUAAUAUUUGGACUAACUUGGGCUCAUGAUAAGUUAACUAUUGUUCAAAUUUUGUGGAUGGAUUGUGUUUUCUUGACUUUGUUAUAUUUCUUUGAGUUCACUGUUAUGAAUCCAUUCAAUUUCAACAUCAAAAGUCAUAUGGGAUUGGUUAAUGUUCAGGAAGCUUGA